CCGAGGGUUAUAGAUCUGAGAUCGAGCGCACACGCUGCCCAUCUGCCACAAGAUGAGGCGACUCUUGCUGCCCCUGCUCCUCGCCAGCACAACGGCGGCGAAGAGCACCUACUGGAAAGAAGUGGAAGCCAAGAAGCGGCGGCCGGCCGCCGCGGCCUAUUGUCCCAAAAGGUGCUUCACGACGGAAGCGAGCGGCGACGAGAAGAGGGAAGUAGCCGACUUGACAUGCUGCUCGUCGGCGCAGGGGACGAUUUUCGAGCUGGCCGCGUUCGUCGCGGCGACGACGGAGACGGCGGUGCGAGGCUUCUCCCUGGGUUUCGGCUACGUCCUCGUCAAGGCGACGCUGCGGGCGGCCGACAGUGACGAGGGCCCGCGGAGCGGCCACGACUUCGGGCCGGCGUACCGCUUCGCGCGCAUGGCGGGCCUCGGCGUCGCCUGCUCGUUCGUCGGCCUUUCCAUGUUCGUGCCGGUGGGCCUGAGGCUGGGCCACCGGCUGGCCUAGGACGCGUCUUUCGUCUUUCCUCCCCUUCCUCACGUCUUACUAAGUUUGUUGAAUUCUA
Molecule: messenger RNA, 560 nt
Organism: Pelagomonas calceolata
Lineage: Eukaryota; Pelagophyceae; Pelagomonadales; Pelagomonadaceae
Source: the annotation of a GenBank genome assembly